AUGAACCUCUGUCUCUUUGUCCUGGCGCUGAUAGACAUUGUUUACCUUCUGUACUGCAUGAUAUUCACUGUGGCCUACUGGAUGAGGAUAUUUGACCCUGCGCUAGGAGAGGAAUUCUAUCAGAAAACAUUAUUUUAUGCGGGUGGCGUGUGUUCCGGUCUGAGAGAGACGUCCACGAGUGUCAGUGUACUGAUUGCUGUCGAGCGCUGUGUGUGUGUGGUCUUCCCACUGAGGGCCAACUCAUUCAUGACCACCAGAACCAUGGGCAUCCUGCUGGCUGCCAUUGUGGUGGGCAUGCAGCUGGCUUUCAUCAUGACACCGUUGAAGAGAUACGUGUUCCCGGUGUACGACAACACCACGGGGAUGACGAUGUGGAAGGUGGCUCGCUCGGCCACCUGGCAGGACAACGAGGCUCUGCUCCUGUACGACACGGUGGAUGACACCAUCAUGCUCAUCACAUUUCCCUUUGUCAUGUUCAUUCUCGUGUCCGGUGCCACGGCCAUCACGGUGGUCAAGCUGAGAGCUGCUAUGUCCUGGCGGCUGAAGAAAAGCUCUGUAAGAAGUGAGGCCCGAGUCUCGCAGGUGGCGCUGACCAGGAUGCUCGUGCUUGCCUCGUACAUCUUCGUUGCCAGCAAAGUCCCGGUAAUCACUGUCAGCAUGGCCAGGUUGAUUUAUUCAGAGUUCUCUACCUUUGGCAAACAAUAUAAUGCUUUCAAGCUGUUUGAUUUAAUCGUUAAUUUUCUCCCCUACGCCCACUGUGCUGUCAGUUUUUUCGUCUACUAUUCAAUGUCUUCGCGGUUUAGGUCAGAGCUGCGGGUCCUCUGUGGCUGUUCAUGUCGCAGGACAUACUUAAAGGAUCUAUGA
Messenger RNA from Pomacea canaliculata, 864 nucleotides. RefSeq lists its product as uncharacterized. Bases 1 to 864 code for a protein of 287 amino acids. Gene Ontology annotation, biological process: G protein-coupled receptor signaling pathway. The transcript has a single exon. Gene Ontology annotation, molecular function: G protein-coupled peptide receptor activity. The record is from RefSeq and is a predicted model, not a curated record. Gene Ontology annotation, cellular component: plasma membrane. Lineage: Eukaryota; Metazoa; Mollusca; Gastropoda; Architaenioglossa; Ampullariidae.